AUGUCUGAUUUCGAGGAGGCAUUGGGCAUCAAGGAGGUCCGGCCCGAGGGCGACAUUCACGUUUUCAUCCUGAACCACAAGUUGACCAAACCCCAGAAAAACAGUAAAGGUGUUUAUGGAGGCAACUUGGCGGGCCAGGCGCUUCUUGCUGCGAUCAAGACGGCUCCUGAAGGGUUCACGCCGCAUUCGCUCCACUCCCAUUUCGUGAAAAGUGUCAGUGAUCAGCAGAAGGUGAAAUGGACUGUGGAGGAGGUCUCUAAUGGAAAGACGUUCUGCAACCGCAGUGUCAAGGCGUGGCAGGAUAAGCUGAUUAGAUACAUUGCGAAUAUCUCGUUAACCAGGACGAACUCGUUCAAGCAGGCGGAGCGGGAGUAUUACGAUUACGAAGAGAGACAGGAGAAGUUGAAGAAGGAAGCUGCAGCCAGGGGAGAGGAAUACGACCCAGAAAGCGAAGACGCCGAGCCAAUGAAGCUCAAGCCAUACAUCUACCACAAAAUCCCCCAUCAGUUUGUGUCGCUAGAGGACACUAAAUACGAGGACCAUGUGCCUGUGACGGAGCGCAAAAUGUCGUUCUUUGUUCGUUUGGGCGACGGGUCGCUCAAAAUCAAGGACCCUGCUUUCCAGUUUGUCGGACUUGGAGUGUUGCUGGACUCGCUCUUUUUGACCCGCCUUGCGAGAGUGUUGAGAAUUUCUACAGUCAACUUGAACAAGACGGGCCACUAUUUCUCCGUUUCGCUCGACCACGUCAUCUACUUCCACGACUCCGAAUUCGAUUGCACGCAAUGGGUAGCCUUCGGGUUCAAGGCGGUGCGCUUGACCAACAACAGGGUACUUUUAGAGGCUGAGAUGUACAACGAGGCCGGCCAGCAUGUAGCUACCAUCAUUCAGGAAGGCCUUGUUCAUUUCAACGGGCUUGAAAAGCUGGCCCAUCUUUAG
Candidozyma duobushaemuli is the source of this 936-nucleotide messenger RNA. RefSeq names its product acyl-CoA thioesterase II. Gene Ontology annotation, cellular component: peroxisomal matrix. Gene Ontology annotation, molecular function: fatty acyl-CoA hydrolase activity. Gene Ontology annotation, biological process: acyl-CoA metabolic process; fatty acid catabolic process. Lineage: Eukaryota; Fungi; Ascomycota; Pichiomycetes; Serinales; Metschnikowiaceae. The record is from RefSeq and is a predicted model, not a curated record. Bases 1 to 936 code for a protein of 311 amino acids. The transcript has 2 exons.